GCCCAACUAAUUUAAUGAAUGAAUGUAACCAUAUAACGUAGUGUUAAAGUGAUAGAAACGGGUAACGUAACGACAACAACCGCUCUGCAUCUCUUUUCUUCUCUCAACUCUCUCACAAUGCAAUUCUCACUUUCAUCCUUUUUACGUUUUCUCAUUUCGAACUUUCUAGAACCCCCUCACACUCCCUCCUUCUAUCUUCAUCUUUUCUUUCCCAAUUCCAUCAUUAGGGGACAUUUUCGGAAUGAAUCGUAGUUUCAGAGCUACGGAAUCGAAAAUGCAAACUGCGUUGAGGCAGAGGAACCAUCAAUUGUUGCCGUCUUCCUUUGUUAUGGAUAAGGAUGAUGAGCUUGCAUUGUUUCUUCAUAUGAAGAAUUGUGAGAAUGAUUGUGAUGAUCUUUUGCUACGACCUUCCACUGAGGAAUUCGUUGAUGCAGCAUUAGGCUCAAAUCCGAGGAAUUCUCCCUUAUUUAACAUUUCGUCAUCAACUCAUGGUCCUGUGCGUAAGACUGGUGUUGAUGAUUUUCUCAAUUCUGAAAGUGAUAAGAAUGACUAUGACUGGCUUCUAACUCCUCCUGGGACUCCCCUUUUUCCUUCUUUGGAGAUGGAAACUAAAAAAACUGUUAUAAGUCAGCUGGGUGCUUCAACCACACGUCCCAUGGAAUUAAAAUCUAGAUUGGCAAAUCCUCCAUCAGAACAUAGCAGAAGGAGUAACUUGGUAUCCAAGCAACAAGCUUCUUCUCCUGGGGUGACCUCUUCAGGUGGUGGACUCAGGAGGCCCUCAUCAUCAGGGAAUCCAGGAUCAAGAGCUGCAACUCCCACGGGACGACCUGCACCGACCAAGUCUUCAAAAUCAUCUAGACCUUCAACACCUACUUCUCGUACAUCCAUACCUACAACUAGGACAUCCAUACCUUCAACUAGGCCAACGGUAGCCACAACCAAGCCCGUUGUUUCUUCUACGAAGACUACAAUUCCUGUCACCAGGACCACGACAGUUCCUGCAGCUAAACCCACAGUUCCUUCUAGGUCCUCUACACCCUUGUCAAGAUCUACUGCAAGAUCUUCAACACCAACUAGCAGGCCUAGCUUACUUACUCCCAGGUCUGCAUCAACAGCAUCAACGCCUACUCGACGACCAUCCACACCAUCAAAUGCACCCAGCAUAUCUGCUUCUUCAGUUAAAACUUCUUCAAUCUCCAAGCCAGCUCCAGUGGUGUCGAAGCAGCCAGUACCAUCACGUGGAACUUCACCAACAGUGAGAUCAAGACCAUGGAAGCCAACUGAGAUACCUGGCUUUUCACUUGAUGCUCCACCCAAUUUGAGGACGACACUUCCGGAAAGGUCACUUUCAGCAACAAGGGGAAGACCUGGAGCACCCGCUGCGCGCUCUUCGUCUAGUGACCCUGCUUCUAGUGGCAGACCAAGACGACAAUCAUGCUCUCCUUCUAGAGGACGGCCUGCCAAUAGCCUUUCUCAUACAAGUGGAAGCUCUAUGCCUGCAGUUAAUCGUGGGUACUCCAAAGUGAAUGAAAAAGUCAGUCCUGUUUUAAUGGGAACCAAAAUGGUUGAAAGGGUAAUAAACAUGAGGAAAUUAGCACCUCCUAGUCCUGAUGUCAAAAACUCCCCCCAUAGAAAUCUAUCUGGAAAAUCAUCUUCAUCUCCAGAUAGCACUGGUUUUGGAAGAACACUCUCGAAGAAAUCCUUGGAUAUGGCUAUUAGGCAUAUGGAUAUAAGAAAAAGAGCUCCAGGAAAUUUACGGCCAUUGAUGACAAACAUUCCAGCUUCUUCAAUGUAUAGUGUGCGGUCAGGAUAUCAGCGUAGCCUAACUGUCAGUGUCUCGGGUUCUCCUCAUGCCACUAGCAGUAAUGCUGGUUCUGAAGUAAGUGUAAACCAAAAUGGUCUUUAUUCAGAUUACAUUGAAGAAAUAGAUUAUGAUAUGGUGAGUGACAGAGGUGUUCAAUCUCCUGCCAAUGUGCAGGGCAGGUAUAAGCCAUCAUACUGAGUUUCGGAGAUAGUGGAUUUUCAUUUUGAGCUACCAUGAUUUAAUUGAUGUAAAGUUUAUUGGAAAUAAGACAACCUUGUGUAAUUGAAGGUAUUUGUAGUUAUAGGUAGAUCAGCUGUAUGUUGAAAUGGUAAUACUCUAAUUCUUUAGGCGUUAUUUAACACGAAAAGUCAGAAAACUGUUUUGGAAAGCUAGAAAUGAAGUUGCAUUGUAUUUUUAGCUCAA
Molecule: messenger RNA, 2227 nt
Organism: Cicer arietinum (chickpea)
Lineage: Eukaryota; Viridiplantae; Streptophyta; Magnoliopsida; Fabales; Fabaceae
Source: RefSeq, a predicted model, not a curated record